This is a messenger RNA of Chironomus riparius, 1051 nucleotides long. NCBI's taxonomy places the organism in Eukaryota, Metazoa, Arthropoda, Insecta, Diptera, Chironomidae. The record is from the annotation of a GenBank genome assembly.
UAUAGUAAAAUGCUCGCUUAAUAAAGUCAAGAGUGAAUGAUGUUUGCAGAUUAGAGACACGAAUAUAGUUCCUUUGAUUGUAUUAGUGCAGAAAUCAAGCAUUGUGUUUUUUCUAAUAAAAAUUGAAGAUAUUUUUAUAAAUAUUGCAAAUAACAGAGAUAAUACAGAUUGUUAAAAGAUUAAAACAUACUGACUCGAUAGAUUAAACAUGUCUUCAGUUUGCUACAAAUGUAAUCGUCCUGGACAUUUCGCUCGUGAAUGCCGUAGUAAUUUCGGUGGUGGAAAUAAGUUUGGUAAAUCGGGCCAAAAGUGCUACAAAUGCAACCGAGUUGGGCACUUGGCUAGGGAUUGUCAGGAACAAGAAGAACGUUGUUAUCGCUGCAAUGAUACUGGCCACAAAUCUCGUGAUUGUGAUCGCGAAAAGGAUCAAUUAGGAUGCUACAAUUGCAAGGAAAAAGGUCAUUUGGUACGAGAUUGUCCCACAAAAGUUGAUGUUUGCUUCGCAUGUAAUCUGGAAGGCCAUAUAAGCCGCAAUUGUCCAAACGGACAGAAAAAGACUUCAUCACAACGACAGUAGAAGUGCUGCAACAACAACAAGAGAGUACAACUCAAUAUUACAAACAAAUCAUAACAAAUCUUUUAAUAAAGAGAUCUGUGAUGAUAAGCUGAUUAUUCCAUUCAGAUUCCUUUUUUUUUCAUUUAUAUUGAUCGUAGAUCGUUGCAAAACUUUCAAAAUUCAUCAUAAAAAUCUUCAUCAUUCAGUUUUAUUUAAAUUGUUAAACACGAAGAAAACAAUUUAUCAAUCAUCAUCAUUAAGAAAAGUUUAUUUUGAGGAUGGACGAGAUAAAAAAUAAUAAUAUUAAUAAUGUAAAAGUACGAGACCGGAGAAGAAAAGAGAAGAAGAAGUUAAAGAAAAAGAGUUUUUUUUUUCUUACAAUAUAAAUUUAAGUUUCAUUUUUUUUUCUCAUUACUAAGAGAACUAUGAUUUUUCAUACAAGAAGAAGAAAAUAAUAAGAAGGAGGAGAAUAAAAUAAUUAACUUAACAUAAGAA